AUGUUCGUCGCAGGUUUCGAGAUUUCGGACGAAACCCAUUUCGAGAUUGGGAAAAUCCUUUGGACAUUUUGGCGGCGUUUUAUUGGAUUAUGUGAAGUGAUGGAAAUUGGGUUCGUGAUGGGAACCGAGAUUUGGAGUACCCCGGUGAAUAUCAUUGUAGGUUCCCAUGUCUGGGUCGAGGACCCAGACAUUGCCUGGGUUGAUGGGCAAGUGACAAAGAUAAAUGGGAAGGAAGUUGAAGUUCAAGCAUCUAACGGGAAAAAGAUUGUUGCUAAAUUAGCUAACAUAUAUCCCAAAGAUGAGGAUGCACCUGCUGGUGGAGUGGAUGACAUGACAAAAUUAUCAUAUCUGCAUGAGCCUGGAGUCCUUCAGAACUUGGCGACAAGAUACCAACUGAAUGAAAUAUAUACAUAUACCGGUGGCAUUCUUAUUGCCAUUAAUCCAUUUCAAAGGCUUCCUCACUUGUAUGAUGGUCACAUGAUGGAGCAAUACAAAGGAGCCCCGUUUGGGGAACUUAGUCCUCACGUGUUUGCUAUUGCGGAUAUGGCUUUCAGGGCAAUGGUUCAUGAGGGAAAGAGUAACUCAAUAUUGGUGAGUGGAGAAAGUGGUGCUGGUAAGACAGAGACCACUAAGAUGCUUAUGAGAUACCUUGCUUAUCUUGGUGGCCGUAAAGGAACCGAAGGUCGGACGGUAGAACAACAAGUUCUUGAGUCAAAUCCAGUUCUCGAAGCAUUUGGAAAUGCAAAAACUGUCCGAAACAACAACUCAAGUCGUUUUGGUAAAUUCGUGGAAAUUCAGUUUGACAAGCACGGAAGAAUAUCUGGAGCAGCCAUCAGAACAUAUCUUCUCGAGAGAUCUCGUGUCUGCCAAAUUUCAGACCCUGAACGCAAUUAUCACUGUUUCUACCUCCUUUGUGCAGCACCACAGGAGGAAAUCGAGAAGUAUAAGCUGGGAAAUCCAAAAACAUUCCACUAUCUGAAUCAAUCCAACUGUUUUGAACUCGUUGGUAUAAGUGAUGCCCAUGAUUAUUUGGCUACAAGGCGUGCCAUGGAUAUUGUCGGGAUAAGUCAAAAGGAGCAGGACGCAAUUUUCAGAGUAGUGGCGUCUAUUCUCCAUCUCGGUAAUAUUGAAUUUGCUAAGGGGAAGGAAAUUGAUUCAUCUGUUCUGAAGAGUGAUCAGGCGAAAUUCCAUCUUCAGACAGCAGCCGAGCUUCUCAUGUGUGAUCUUAAAGCACUGGAAGAUGCAUUAUUGAAACGUGUGAUGGUGACUCCAGAAGAAGUUAUUAAGAGAAGUCUCGAUCCUGAUGGUGCACUAGUUAGUAGGGAUGGUUUGGCCAAGACAAUUUAUUCUCGCUUGUUUGAUUGGUUGGUGGACAAGAUAAAUAACUCGAUUGGCCAAGACCCAACUUCAAAGUCUCUAAUUGGAGUUCUUGAUAUAUAUGGUUUCGAGAGUUUUAAAAAUAACAGUUUUGAGCAGUUUUGUAUUAAUUUCACGAACGAAAAGCUGCAGCAACACUUUAAUCAGCAUGUGUUCAAGAUGGAGCAGGAGGAAUACACGAGAGAAGAGAUUGAUUGGAGCUACAUAGAAUUUGUUGAUAACCAAGAUGUCCUAGAUCUUAUUGAAAAGGUGCAACUGCAACAGUUGAUGGAAACCCUGAAUUCUACAGAGCCUCACUACAUCAGAUGUGUGAAACCUAAUAAUCAGCUCAAACCUGCUAUUUUUGAGAAUGUCAACGUCAUGCAGCAACUUCGUUGUGGUGGUGUUUUGGAGGCAAUUAGAAUCAGUUGUGCCGGUUAUCCAACUCGCAAGACGUUUUACGAAUUCCUCCACCGAUUUGGUCUUCUGGCACCUGAGGUCUUGGAAGGAAACAAUGAUGAAAAAGUUGCGUGCAAAAAGAUUUUGGACAAGAUGAGCCUUGCAGGAGCUCAGAUAGGAAAAUCGAAGGUUUUUCUGAGAGCUGGCCAGAUGGCAGAUUUGGAUGCUCGUCGGGCACUAAUACUUAGUAAUGCGGCAAAGACCAUACAAAGAAAGACCCGAACGCAUAUUGCUCGAAAACACUUCCUUGCCUUGCAGAAGGCUGCAGUUUGCAUGCAAUCCGCUUGUCGGGGUUCGCUUGCUUGCAAACGAUAUGAUAAUCUUAGACGGGAAGCAGCUUCAAUUAAACUUCAGACGAAAUGGAGAGGACACUUGACGAGGAAGAACUACACGAAGCUCAAGGACUCGGUUGUUGUGCUGCAAACGGGCUUGCGGGCCAUGGCUGCCCAUAUGGAUUUCAGAUAUAAGAAACGAAGUAAAGCAGCUACUUUAGUGCAGGCCCGGUGGCGUGGUCAUAGGGAUCGGUCGUACUACAAGAGACUCAUAAAGGCAUCGAUUGUAACACAAUGCAGAUGGAGGGGAAGGGUUGCUAGGAGAGAGCUUCGGAAACUAAAAAUGGCCUCAAGAGAAACUGGUGCACUUAAAGAAGCAAAGGAUAAGCUAGAGAAGCAGGUGGAAGACCUUUCACUACGUUUGCAGCUGGAAAAACGCCGCAGGAAUGAACUGGAAGAGGCAAAGGAGGGAAAAGCGCAAGAAAUAGCAAAAUUGCAGCAGGCCUUAGAAGGUAUGCAAAGCAAAUUGGACGAAAGUAAUGCACAGCUCGUUAAAGAACGUGAGGUUGCUCAGAAGGCAAUUGAAGAAGCUGCAAUUGUUAAAGAAACCCCAGUUCCUGUUGAGGAUACUGCCAAGAUCGAGGCUCUUACAGCCGAAAUGGAAAAACUGAAUGAUGUGUUGCAAUCAGAAAGAGAACGAGCUGACGAGGCUGAGAGGAAAUAUGCAGAGGCCAUGGAAUCAAAUGAGGGUAAGGGCCAGAAGUUGGACGAAACCGAAAAAAGAGUUCAUCAGCUUCAAGAAUCUUUAAGCAGGCUUGAAGAAAAGCUGACUAACGUCGAAUCAGAAAAUAAAGUUCUUCGGCAGCAGGCUCUGGCCAUGGCCCAGAACAAUAAAUUGCUAUCCAGGAGUUCAAGAUCAAUAAUGCAGGAUUUUCACAGUCCUUCAAUGAACAUGAGAGAGCAAUCAGAGGUUGAUGAUAGGCCUCAAAAAUCUCUCAACGAGAAGCAACAAGAGUAUCAAGAUUUGCUCAUCCGUUGUGUUGCUCAACACCUCGGCUUCUCAAAAGGCCGACCAGUUGCUGCCUGCAUUAUUUACAAAUGUCUCAGGCAGUGGCACUCAUUUGAGGUCGAGCGAACGAGCAUUUUCGACCGGAUAAUACAAACUAUCGGCAACGCUAUAGAGACUCAGGACAAUAAUGAUAUCUUGGCAUAUUGGUUGUCAAAUGCCUCGACUCUAUUGCUUUUGUUGCAACUCACGCUGAAAGCUGGGGCAGCUGCCGGGACUGCCCCACAACAUCGCCGUUCGCCAUCGGCCACUUUGUUCGGGAGAAUGACACAGAGUUUUCGUGGGAGCCCUCAUGGUGUAAACCUUUCAUUACUGAAUGAUGAUUCAGCUGGUACUUUACGGCAAGUAGAGGCAAAAUACCCUGCAUUACUGUUUAAACAGCAGCUGACAGCUUAUGUGGAGAAAAUUUACGGAAUGAUUCGCGAUAAUCUAAAGAAAGAGAUUUCUCCACUUCUUGGGCUAUGCAUUCAGGCUCCCAGAAUAUCCCGAGCGAACUUAGUUAAAGGAUCAACUGCUCGUGCUCUAGCAAAUGCAGCCGCACAGGAAAUUUUAAUUGCUCAUUGGCAAGGAAUCGUGAAGAGCCUCGGGAAUUUUCUGAACACACUGAAAACGAAUCACGUACCACCGUUUCUGGUUCGGAAAGUGUUUACCCAAAUAUUUUCAUUCAUCAACGUGCAGUUAUUCAACAGCCUUUUACUGAGGCGAGAAUGUUGUUCGUUUAGCAACGGUGAAUAUGUCAAGGCUGGAUUAGCAGAAUUGGAGCACUGGUGUUACAAGGCAACAGAUGAGUAUGCAGGUACAUCCUGGGAUGAGCUCAAGCAUAUAAGACAGGCAAUCGGGUUCUUGGUCAUACAUCAGAAGCCAAAGAAGACAUUAGAUGAAAUAAGUCAUGAUCUAUGCCCUGUCCUCAGUAUCCAGCAGUUGUACAGAAUCAGCACUAUGUACUGGGACGACAAAUAUGGCACACAUAGUUUAUCACCAGAUGUAAUAUCCAACAUGAGAGUGUUGAUGACAGAGGACUCGAAUAACGCUGUUAGUAGUUCAUUCCUGCUGGACGACGACUCAAGCAUACCGUUUUCAGUUGACGACCUUUCCAAAUCAAUGGACCGAUUUGACAUUUCGGAUAUUGAACCACCGCCACUUAUUCGCGAGAAUUCGGGUUUCAGCUUCUUACUGCCACAAGCCAACUGA
Striga hermonthica is the source of this 4344-nucleotide messenger RNA. Lineage: Eukaryota; Viridiplantae; Streptophyta; Magnoliopsida; Lamiales; Orobanchaceae. The record is from the annotation of a GenBank genome assembly.